AUGUCUUCCGCAACAUCUGAAGACGCGAUGAUGCUGGACGCCCCAAGCACUCCCACCCCGGGCAGUGCCGUCGCAUGCACUCCCACGCCACGCCGCUCCCGUGGCAAAGAGCUCGUACUUUCCACUCAGAUCUCAGGUACUGAGCUCAAGAAGCUCAAAGCUCGCGAGCGCGCCUUGGUGAACAAGUUUAACGACGUCAAUGAGGCCAUCGUCAACAAGCUGGAGGAAGCGGACCCUGGAAUCGUCCUCGAGGUCUACUUCAACUCCGCGACUCAGUCUGCUGAUCUGGGCAAGGACUUUCAGUUCGGCCAACUUCUCAAGCUCCGCUCUGACAACCCGUUCAGAUUGAUGGGAAUGGUCAACAUGGGCCAGACCAAUCACUCGGGCCUCGUGGCAAUCAUCGUCAAGCAGACCCUCCCAUUCGAGUUCAUGAAGCUGCCGAAGCACACCCGUGAGCGAAUCUACACCCAUAUCUUCUGCGAUGAAGGCAAGACUAUCCGAGUCAAGACUAGGGGUGGAACGCACAAGUCGAGCUUCGCUCCGGCUUAUACUGGCUUGAACCGUUUGGCUAUCCUCUCCCUCAACCGCGAGGUCCGCGAAGAGGCUCUCCCUAUCCUCUUCAAUCAGAAGUUCAUCAUGGAGACUACUUACAGCCUGCAGAACUUCUUAUUGCAGAUCGAUGUUGGCAGGAAGUACAUUACCAAGAUCAUCGUCGAGAUGUACGAGCGGAAGACGGCGCAGCCAGCAUUUCAGCUGCUAAUUGGCUGCAAGCAACUCAAGAAGCUUCGAUUCGACCACGUAUCUAGCAACUCCCAGGUUCCCCAAGCCCUCAAAGUCAUCUGGUCCGAUGCUGGUAAUUGGCUCACUAGCUUCAACAACCCCGGCCCCUAUAGGAAGGACGCGGCUGCUGUCAUGGAGAUCCUCUCUUUCGGCAGCAACUCUUUCCACAGCAAGGUCAUAGACAAGAAGACUGGUGAGCCCAACGUCAAGAAGUGGGGAUAUGUUGAGCACGGCAGCCUCAUCGCGGGACUCAAGAAGAAACUUACGGAGGCCAACCGUAAGACCGACCUUGAGAUUGCUCGUCGCUGA
Mytilinidion resinicola is the source of this 1089-nucleotide messenger RNA. RefSeq lists its product as uncharacterized. Bases 1 to 1089 code for a protein of 362 amino acids. Lineage: Eukaryota; Fungi; Ascomycota; Dothideomycetes; Mytilinidiales; Mytilinidiaceae. The record is from RefSeq and is a predicted model, not a curated record. The transcript is spliced from 4 exons.